AUGGCUGGUUCUGACAGUGGAUUUUUCGACCCACUAUCGGUGGCACUUGACGCAUAUACGACCACUCCAGGAGGCUAUAUAGAGUCUGAUCCCUCCCUCGGGCAAAUCUACUUCUCGAGCGUGGCCGUCCCUUCGCGGGCAUCUACUCAUAUUUCACUCCUCCCUCCAACCGGCGUAUACUAUGGUAUCCCGCUUCCAGCACAAUACCAACAGCCCAGCGAAUUGGAUCUAUGGGUGAGCUUCCCUCGUGCAUGCCAUAAGGAACUUGCACGAAUUACCCGCUGUGUAGAUGGACUAUUACACCCUUCUUCCCUGGCCAAUGAAUAUAUCCAUGAGAGCGUACAAGGGGUAUGCGAUAAUAAUCAGCACUCGGCCGAUGCGUCCCCAGGAGAUUUCCUCGAGGCGUUAAUGCAAAAGGCCAGAAAGGCCAUAAAUGUCACCUCUCUAUCUCCUGGCCUCCUUCAUUCGCCAUUGCACCUCAAACUCCUCGAAGCAUUUCUCCAAAGCUUUCAAUAUCUUGGAGACAUACCGGAGCCGGCGAUAGGAGACAUUGGUGCAGACUCUUUGCUCCUCCAAACAGGGGCCGAGACUUGGUCUGCAAUCCAUGGACUCGAGCUCGGCUCCUCAAUCCUCCUUGCAUUUGUUGAGAAGGAGAAAGGGCGCUUUCAGUGCAUGAUCUGCGGAAAGUUCAAAAACAGUCGCUGUCGCGCGCUGGGAUGCGUUCGAGCAUGUCUGGACUACCGUCCUUUUGUCUGCCCGGGGAGAGGUGCUGGAUGCGAGACCUGUAGCGAUGAGUAUGGGCUCACGAUUCGUCUCGAAUCAACCCAGAGCGGUGGCCCGCUUCUGCACCAAGAGUCGGCUGGACGACCACAUCAAGGGCCAAACGAACAAAGCAGUUUGCGUGGAAUGCUUCGACUCCUUUCGUCGCGGUGGAAUGUUCAGACACUGGAAGGCACGACAUGCCUCCAUCCCAUUCCCAACCGACAUCUACCCGUUGUAUAA
Molecule: messenger RNA, 1002 nt
Organism: Serendipita indica DSM 11827
Lineage: Eukaryota; Fungi; Basidiomycota; Agaricomycetes; Sebacinales; Serendipitaceae
Source: the annotation of a GenBank genome assembly